Haliaeetus leucocephalus (bald eagle) is the source of this 1005-nucleotide messenger RNA. Its product is annotated as torsin-1A-like. The coding region runs from base 1 to 1005 and encodes 334 amino acids. Gene Ontology annotation, molecular function: ATP binding; ATP hydrolysis activity; kinesin binding. The record is from RefSeq and is a predicted model, not a curated record. The transcript has 5 exons. Gene Ontology annotation, cellular component: endoplasmic reticulum lumen; nuclear envelope; endoplasmic reticulum. Lineage: Eukaryota; Metazoa; Chordata; Aves; Accipitriformes; Accipitridae. Gene Ontology annotation, biological process: protein localization to nucleus; nuclear membrane organization.
AUGAAGCUUCUGAAUGCUGCUGUAUUCUUUAUUCUUGUGCCCACUUUGACGCCAGCUUUGGACCCUCUCAGCACUUCAGUCCUCAUGGGGAGUGCUGCUGUCGCUUGGCAGCUCCUCUCCUCUCAGUCCUGGCUCAAGUGCAGUCUCCUGGAAUGCUGCAAUAUGAAGGACACGCUGAACUUCUCAGUUAUAAAGACGGAUUUGGACCGAAAAGUCUUUGGCCAGCAUCUUGCUAUCCAGAUAGUUCUGAGAGCUCUGAGCACAAAUAUGCGCUCCAAACGGCCCAGGAAGCCCCUGGUGAUGUCCUUCCACGGCUGGACUGGAACAGGCAAAUCGUUUGUCAGCAGUAUCAUUGCAGAGAACCUCUAUCGGCUCAGUAUACCAAGACGGAAGUUUGUGCACCACUUCAGCACAGUACUGCAUUUCCCACACCUUUCUCAUAUCCAUCUCUAUAAGGAACAGCUGCAGAAUUGGAUUCGAGGCAAUGUCAGUGCCUGUCCAAGGUCUCUUUUUAUCUUUGCUGAAAUGGAUCAGAUGCCACAUGGCCUAAUAGACUCUAUCAUGCCAUUCCUUGGCUACCAUGAAGAGAUUGAUGGUGUUUAUUAUGGCAAAGCGAUCUUCAUCUUUCUGAACAAUGCAGGUGGAGAUAAGAUAACAGAGAUUGCCCUUGAUUAUUGGAGAAGCCUGAAGAGAAGAGAAGACAUUCCUGUGAAGAAGCUCCAGUCUCUGCUCUCAGAGGAAAUUUUCAGGAACAGAAACAGUGGUUUCUUUCACAGUCAACUGAUCCAGAAGAACCUGAUCGACUAUUUCAUCCCUUUCCUUCCUCUUGAAUAUAAACAUGUGAGACAGUGUGUCCGGGAGGAGCUGCGCGUGCAAGGGCAUCCCGAGGAUGAAGACCUCAUAGCAGAGAUUGCCUUGGCAAUGACUGACUACCCCAGUGAAGAAAGGCUCUACUCCAGCAAAGGCUGCAAGACUGUAGCCUCCAGAGUGGCUCUGAGCAUCUAA